Mixia osmundae IAM 14324 is the source of this 1548-nucleotide messenger RNA. RefSeq lists its product as uncharacterized. The record is from RefSeq and is a predicted model, not a curated record. NCBI's taxonomy places the organism in Eukaryota, Fungi, Basidiomycota, Mixiomycetes, Mixiales, Mixiaceae. Bases 1 to 1548 code for a protein of 515 amino acids. The transcript is spliced from 2 exons.
AUGCACGCACGACUCGUCGCAGCGCUCAGCGUGCUCUCUGUCGUGCUAGCUCAGGCCGUACCUGCUGGCACGCCUGCAUGCGUCACUCUCUGCAUCACCGCCAAAUUUCGAGAGCAUGCGUCUCUAGCACCAACCUGUGCGACCCUUGACGUCGCCUGCUACUGCUCUACCGGCACCUUCACGAGAGCUUAUGCGACAUGCCUCAUGCAGCAAUGCACGACAAUUGCCGACGCUUCCGCUGGAAGCUCUUUGAUUGCGUCCAUCUGCGCGGCGCCCGCUGCUGCUUCCUCAUCCGCUACGGCAGCAGGUAACUCUACAGCUAGCGCAACUGGCUCAGCAAAUGCCACUGCGGUCGGCGGUGGCGCAGCCGGAGCGACAGGAUCGGGCGCAGGUAACAAUUCGAGCGCUACUGCCACCAGCGGUGCUGCAAGCUCCUCAAGCGCCGGCGCAGGUGUAGCAGGCGGUGCUGGCGGAGCAGGUGCAAGCGCGGCUAAUUCGAGUGUACCUGGCGCAGUACCAACCACUUCGGGCGCUAGCCCACCGACAAACAUCUCCGCGACCGUCACUCUCAACGGACAGACUGUCAUCCUUCCAGGCACACAAGUUCUCAUUGGCGGACAGACCACUGUCGUACCCAUCUUCAGCUCCGGCAGCGUCACGACACCGGGCGCAGUUGGCUUUGCUUCGCCCAGUCAGUACAUUGUUCCAGGUGCACUUGUUACCGCUGGCUCUACCUAUCUUGCGCCCGGCCUCGUGACAUUCUUUGUCAGUGCCUCGGCGCCGACUGUCGUGCCAGGCUAUCUCGGUGCAGGCGCUGUCGCUUACAGCGCGGCCGUGGUGACUGCCAUUGGGUCGAUGCCGACCACAGUACAGGCCGUCGAUGUGACUGCUUCAUCGGGCGAGACACUCUUGCCGGGCUAUCAGUCCAGCGGGGGUGCUAGUCUGAUUCCUGGGGCACUUGAGACCUCUCCUUCGACCGCCUUUGGCCCCGGCGUGGCGGGCUAUGCUGCGGGCAGCCUGACCGUCGUUCCGGCUGUACAAUCGGGAUCAACCUUUGUGCCUGGCUACACGACGCUCGCCAACGGUACUCCGACGACGAUCUUCAGUACACCGGCCGGCUUCACGCCGCUCGAUGCUGUCGCCGCUGCUUCUGGCUCUCCUGCCAACGGAACCAUGUCAUCCUCCGGUAACGCUACGAUGUCGUCCUCAGGAAGCGCUGCCAUGUCGUCUGCGACCUCCAGUGGAGCAGCGGGCGGAGGUGUUGUGCCCGUAGGAGGCGCAGGCGGGAGUGGUGCAACCAACACAGCUUCGAUGAUGACUGGCACGGCCGCGAUGAGCUCGUCAGCUAGCAGCAACGCCAACACAAUGACGUCUGCGCCAGCCAGCGCUACAUCUGGCGCAAGCUCGAGUGGAUCCGGCGCCAUUGCGGCUGGCGAGGCGGCUGCAUCUUCCAUCAUCGCUAAAGCGCAAGGAUCGGGAGCGACUCAGCUCUCGGCCAUCUCUGCCGGGUUAGCGCUUAUCGCGGGCCUCUUUGUCUGCGUGCUUUGA